AUGGCUAUGGCUUCUUGCACCACAAAAUUCUCCGCUAAUUUCGCUAACUCCGGUCAAUUGAACAAGCCAGUUAUCAAAAACUCAGAUGGGGUUGUGAAAUUUUCAGGCUUUAAAAUCAAGAAAGUUUCAGUCAGCCUCUCCUUGUCUUCUUCGCAUUGUAUAUGUCAGUGCCAACCACUUGCUAGCCGGAGCCUCUUUUCUGCUGUUGCUUCUCCUCCAAGCGGUAAUAAUCCUCAGCCCGUUUCGAUUGUGGCCGCAAAAGGCUAUAAAAUGAAGACCCACAAGAUGGGAUUGAGAAAUGACAUCACCCAGUAUACAGAUGGAAUCACUGAUAUCGAAUGUGAUAUGAAAGUGUUUGUUACUUUGUUUAUCAUAAUGUUUUUCGCUUCUGCUAAACGAUUCCGGGUGACUGGAAGUGGGAAGAUUAUAAGGAGGAGAGCUGGGAAACAACAUUUGCUUGCAAAGAAGAAUAAUAAGAGGAAAUUGAGGCUUUCCAAAAUGCUACAAGUUGACCGCAGUGACUACAACAAUGUGAUUGGUGCAUUGCCCUAUCUGAAGCUUAGUGUAUCUGAUUUGCUGCUUUAUCAUCUUCAUGGCUUCUAUGGUCUUUUUUUUUGCCCGUUCAGCGAUUUUGUUCCACUGGACGACUAA
Daucus carota subsp. sativus is the source of this 651-nucleotide messenger RNA. RefSeq names its product large ribosomal subunit protein bL35c-like. The record is from RefSeq and is a predicted model, not a curated record. Gene Ontology annotation, molecular function: structural constituent of ribosome. The coding region runs from base 1 to 651 and encodes 216 amino acids. The transcript is spliced from 5 exons. Gene Ontology annotation, cellular component: ribosome; large ribosomal subunit. Gene Ontology annotation, biological process: translation. NCBI's taxonomy places the organism in Eukaryota, Viridiplantae, Streptophyta, Magnoliopsida, Apiales, Apiaceae.